This is a messenger RNA of Pygocentrus nattereri (red-bellied piranha), 12429 nucleotides long. It is a transcript of the gene nf1a, whose product is annotated as neurofibromin 1a. Lineage: Eukaryota; Metazoa; Chordata; Actinopteri; Characiformes; Serrasalmidae. Bases 950 to 9361 code for a protein of 2803 amino acids. Gene Ontology annotation, biological process: regulation of GTPase activity. The record is from RefSeq and is a predicted model, not a curated record. The transcript is spliced from 59 exons.
UUUUAUAUAUGGUUUAUAGUAGUCAAACAGCCUAGCACAUAUUUCUCCACCAUAACAUGGCAAAAAUGUAUCAGGCACUGUCUAAGGCAUCAGGCAGCAUAUUCCUAACCAUUUUGUGUAACAACUUUCUGUGAGAGAGCUUUAAACUCCUUAGACGUUUGGUUCCCAUAACCAACACUGUGAACAAUUCAUGCUCAGCAUGUGGCUCUUAUCUAGAACAAAGCAUUUCACAUCGAACCACUCUAAAUUACUAUGUUUAUAUCUUAACCACUUGGUGGAGGUCCUCUUUUUGUUGACCCAAGUGUUUAUUUAGCUGUGCCCAAUUUGUAUAUUCUCCAUAGAAAAAUAAUGACCAACAGAAUGGAAACAGCAGCACGUGACCCUAGGGUCACCAUGUCCAAUGCCAAGCGUCAAAGAGAGGGGUAUAAAGCCUUGGGUUGUGGAGCGGUGGAUCUGCGCUCUCUGAAGUGAUUGAGCUCCAUCAGAUAUAUCGGGGAUGCAGAACUCAUCAUCCAACAUCAGUACCUGACCUCACUAAUGUUCUUGUGGGUGAAUGCAAUCAAAUUUACACAGCAAUGUUCCACCAUCUACUGUAAAGCCUUCCGAAAAGAGUAGAGGCUGUUGCUGCAGCAAAGACAACCUCCCUUAUUAACACUCCGGAGAAACAGCGAGAGAUGAUGAACCUUCUGCUCCUCUGUAUGAGCUCCAUGUCUCUCCAGCAGCAGCAGAGCCGCGCAAGCGCAGCGCCAGACUGGAGAGAAGGACUCAAACUUCCGGUGGUGUGUCAUGGCGGCGCUGUGGACUAUGCUUGAAGUGAAAAACUGAACCCCGCUCCCUCUCUCUUCUCCUCCUGCAAGACUGGGGGCCGCUGCGGGGUGUUUCGCACGGUAAACGAGGCCGGUUGGAGCCCAGGGGCGGAGAGAGAGCCGUGGUGCAAAUCCGCCUGACCAUGGCGGCGCACAAACCAGUGGAGUGGGUCCAGGCCGUGAUUACCAGAUUCGACGAGCAGCUCCCUAUUAAGACAGGACAGCAGAACACUCACACCAAAGUAAGCACAGAGCACAACAAGGAAUGUCUGAUCAACAUCUCGAAAUACAAGUUUUCCCUCGUCAUCAAUGGCCUGACCAACAUCCUCAAAAAUGUUAACAACAUGCGGAUUUUUGGGGACACUGCUGAAAAGAACCUCUACCUCUCCCAGCUCAUCAUCCUGGACACUCUGGAGAAGUGCUUGGCAGGGCAAACCAAGGACUGUUUGCGCCUGGAUGAGGCUAUGCUGGUGAAGCAGUUGCUCCCUGAAAUCUGUCACUUCCUGCAUUCGUGUCGUGAAGGCCAGCAGCACGCGGCUCAGCUACGCAGCUCUGCUUCUGCCGUGCUCUUCUCCCUCAGUUGCAACAACUUCAAUGCUGUCUUCAGCCGCAUCUCCACACGGUUACAGGAGCUUACAGUAUGCACAGAGGACACGGUGGAUGUUCAUGACAUAGAGCUUAUUCAGUACAUCAACGUGGACUGCUCCAAAUUAAAGAGAUUAUUACAAGAAACUGUACUGAAGUUUAAAGCACUGAAGAAGCCUGCACAGCUUGCUGUCAUCAAUAGUUUGGAAAAGGCUUUUUGGAACUGGGUGGAGUACUACCCUGAUGAGUUUACUAUGCUGUAUCAGAGACCGCAGGCUGACAUGGCUGAUUCUGCAGAGAAACUGUUUGACCUAGUGGACAGCUUUGCAGAGAGUGCUAAGAGGAAAGCAGCUGUGUGGCCACUGCAAAUCAUCCUCCUCAUCCUCUGUCCUGAAAUCACACAGAGCAUCUCCAAAGAAGUGGUGGAGGACAGCAAGACCAACAAGAAAUUGUUCUUGGAGAGUCUGAGGAAGGCCUUAGCAGUUCAUGGCAGCAGCAAGCAACUGACAGAGAGUGCAGCCAUUGCCUGUGUCAAACUGUGUAAAGCCUCCACAUACAUUAACUGGGAGGAUCAUUCUGUCAUCUUCCUUUUGGUGCAGUCCAUUGUAGUGGAUCUCAAAGCUCUCCUGUUCAACCCCACUAAGCCAUUCUCACGAGGCACUGGGUGCCAGAGUGCUGACGUGGACCUGAUGAUCGACUGCUUUGUGUCCUGCUUCCGCAUCAACCCACACAACAACCAGCACUUCAAGGUGUGUCUGGCCUCCACCUCCCCUCCAACCUUUCAUUUUGUCCUGGUCAACUCUCUGCACAAAAUCAUCACUAAUUCUCACUUGGACUGGUGGCCAAAGAUCGAUGCCAUCUACUGCUACUCAGGAGAACUGCGUGCCAUGUUUGCAGAUACACAAAGCCGAGUCGUCCAGAGCCUUAGUGCCCACGCACCGCUGAGGAUGACCCCGAGUCUGACAUUCAAGGAGAAGAUGACAACUAGUUUGAAGUUUAAAGAAAAGUCUGCAGAUCUGGACUCUCGCUCUCUCUUAUUGGCUUUGGUGAAACUCAUCCAUGCUGACCCUAAACUAAUGCUACAUAACCCUGGUAAACAGGGCCAGGAGAUCCAGAACAGCACAACUGAACUUAUCAUAGGCCUGGUCCAGCUGGUGCCCCUCACACACACUUCAGAGCUCUCUCAGGAAGCCAUGGAGGCACUUUUGGUGUUGCAUCAGCCUGAGACCAUUGAGCUUUGGAACCCUGAUACACCUAUUGAGACCUUCUGGGACAUCAGCUCCCAGGUCCUGUACCUCAUCUGCAAGAAGCUGAUUGGCCACCAGAUGAUCAACAGCACAGAGAUAUUAAAGUGGCUGAGGGAGAUACUCAUCUGCAGGAACAAGUUCCUCCUGAAGAACAAAGAGAGUGCCACACAGGGUAGUUUGAUCCCCAUCAGCAAGCAAGCACAGACCAAGCUGGAGGUAUGUCUAUACUCGUUCCUUUGGAGUCCGGAUGCAGAGGCUGUGCUGGUGGCCAUGUCCUGCUUCCGACACCUGUGUGAGGAAGCAGAUAUCCGCUGCAGUGUGGAUGAGCUGCCCGUACAUACCGUUCUGCCCAACUACAACACCUUUAUGGAGUUUGCCUCUGUAAGCAACAUGAUGGCCACAGGUCGCUCUACCCUACAGAAGAGAGUGAUGGCUCUGCUAAGGAGGAUAGAGCAUCCAACAGCUGGGAAUAUAGAGGCUUGGGAGGAUACACAUGCUAAAUGGGAGCAAGCAACUAAACAAAUUCUAAACCACCCAAAGAACAAAGUUGAAGAUGGGCAAGAGUGGAUCAACAUGACUGGUUUCCUGUGUGCUCUGGGUGGCGUUUGUCUGCAGCAGCGCAGUACACCCAGCCUGGGCACCUACAGUCCCCCCAUGGGCCCUCUGAGUGAGCGCAAGAGCUCCAUGAUCUCCAUGGCCUCCUGUGAAGUGAACAGUGAGACGCCCCUCAGCAGGUUCUUGGAGCGACUACUGUCCCUCAUGGUUUGCACACAUGAGAAGGUGGGCCUGCAGAUCCGUACAAACGUUAAAGACCUGGUGGGUCUGGAGCUGAGUCCUGCCCUCUACCCGAUGCUCUUCACCAAGCUGCGCAACAGCAUAGGGCGCUUCUUUGACACUCAGGGACCGGUACCAAUUACUGAUACAAACACACUGUUUGUGGAGCAGACCAUUGCCAUCAUGAAGAACCUACUGGACAGCCACACUGAGGGCAGCUCUGAGCAUCUGGGUCAGGCCAGCAUUGAGACAAUGAUGCUCAAUCUGGUCAGGUAUGUCCGCAUUUUAGGAAAUGGAGUCCAUGCGAUUCAGAUUAAAACCAAACUCUGCCAGUUAGUGGAGGUAAUGAUGGAGCGCAGGGAUGAUCUUUCUUUCUGUCAAGAGAUGAAAUUCAGGAAUAAGAUGGUGGAGUAUUUAACUGACUGGGUGAUGGGGACCUCCAAUCAAGCAGCAGAUGAUGAUGUUAAAUAUCUCACAAGGGAUCUGGACCAGGCAAGUAUGGAGGCAGUGGUUUCUCUGUUGGCUGGCCUACCUCUGCAGCCUGAGGAGGGAGAUGGAGUGGAGCUGAUGGAGGCGAAAUCUCAGCUCUUCCUUAAGUACUUCACGCUGUUCAUGAAUCUGCUGAAUGACUGCAGUGAAGUGGAGGAAGAUGGGCAGCAGGUGGCUGAGAGGAAGCGGGGAAUGUCCCGACGUCUUGCCUCCCUGCGCCACUGCACCGUGCUGGCCAUGUCCAACCUGCUUAACGCUAACGUAGACAGCGGCCUCAUGCACUCCAUAGGCCUGGGCUACCAUAAAGACCUGCAGACGAGGGCCACCUUUAUGGAGGUGCUGACUAAGAUCCUACAACAGGGCACAGAGUUUGACACACUGGCUGAAACCGUUCUGGCCGACCGCUUUGAAAGGCUAGUAGAACUUGUCACUAUGAUGGGGGACCAAGGGGAGCUGCCCAUCGCCAUGGCACUGGCCAAUGUGGUGCCGUGCUCUCAGUGGGACGAGCUGGCCAGGGUGUUGGUGACACUAUUUGACUCAAGGCACCUGCUGUACCAGCUGCUCUGGAACAUGUUCUCUAAAGAGGUGGAGCUGGCUGACUCCAUGCAAACUCUCUUCAGAGGAAACAGUCUGGCCAGCAAGAUCAUGACAUUCUGCUUUAAGGUGUACGGAGCUGCCUAUCUGCAGAAACUUCUGGAACCACUGUUGCGAGGUGUCAUCACCACUCCUGAGUGGCAGCACAUUAGUUUUGAAGUGGAUCCCACCAGGCUGGAACCCACAGAGAAUCUGGAGGAAAACCAGAGGAACCUGCUGCAAAUCACUGACCGCUUCUUCUUGGCCAUCAUCAAUUCCUCCAGCGAGUUUCCGCCCCAGCUGCGUAGUGUUUGCCACUGUUUGUACCAGGCUACUUGCCACUCCCUACUGAAUAAAGCCACUGUUAAAGAAAAAAAGGAAAACAAAAAAUCCGUGGUCAGUCAGCGAUUCCCACAGAACAGCAUUGGCGCUGUAGGCAGUGCCAUGUUCCUGCGCUUCAUCAACCCUGCUAUAGUGUCUCCAUAUGAAGCAGGCAUCCUAGACAAGAAGCCCCCUCCUCAAAUUGAGCGAGGCCUGAAGCUCAUGUCUAAGAUUCUCCAGAGUAUUGCAAAUCAUGUCCUGUUUACUAAGGAAGAGCAUAUGAGGCCUUUUAAUGAUUUUGUGAAAAGCAACUUUGAUGCAGCAAGAAGAUUUUUUCUAGACAUAGCAUCUGAUUCCCCUCCUAGUGACUCAGUCAACCAUAGCCUGUCCUUCAUCAGUGAUGGAAAUGUGCUGGCCCUCCACCGCCUGCUCUGGAACAAUCAAGAGAGAAUUGGGCAGUACCUGUCCAGCAACAGAGAUCACAAGGCUGUGGGUAGGAGACCUUUUGAUAAAAUGGCUACCCUCCUGGCCUAUCUCGGCCCCCCUGAGCACAAACCUGUAGCUGACACUCACUGGUCCAGUCUCAACCUCACCAGUUCAAAGUUUGAGGAGUUCAUGACCAGGCACCAAGUCCAUGAGAAAGAAGAAUUUAAAGCUCUAAAGACACUUAACAUCUUUUACCAGGCAGGAACAUCUAAGAAUGGCAACCCUGUCUUCUAUUACAUCGCUCGCAGGUUUAAAACAGGGCAGAUCAACGGUGACCUUCUGAUCUACCAUGUACUGCUGACCCUCAAGCCAUACUAUGCCAAACAGUAUGAGAUAGUAGUGGACCUCACUCAUGUUGGCCCAAGCAACCGCUUCAAGACAGACUUCCUUUCAAAGUGGUUUGUUGUAUUUCCAAAUUUUGCUUAUGAGAAUGUGGCUGCAGUCUUCAUCUACAACUGCAACACCUGGGUGCGAGAGUACACCAAAUACCAUGAGCGAUUGCUGACUGGUCUCAAGGGGAGUAAGAAGCUAUUGUUUAUUGAUUCACCUGCACGACUCGCUGAACAUGUGGAGCCUGACCAGCAGAAGCUUCCUGCCGCAACUCUGGCCCUGGAGGAGGACCUCAAAGUUUUCCAUAAUGCCCUUAAGCUUGCUCACAAAGACACAAAAGUGUCCAUCAAGGUGGGCUCCACAGCUGUGCAGGUGACGUCAGCUGAACGUACCCGUGUUCUGGGCCAGUCAGUCUUUCUUAAUGAUAUCUACUAUGCUUCUGAGAUUGAAGAGAUCUGCCUUGUGGAUGAGAAUCAGUUCACGCUGACCAUUGCCAAUCAAGGCACACCCCUAACCUUCAUGCACCAGGAAUGUGAUGCCAUAGUGCAAUCCAUCAUCCAUAUCCGCACACGCUGGGAGCUCUCUCAGCCUGACUCCAUUCCCCAGCACACUAAAAUCAGGCCAAAAGAUGUGCCUGGCACUUUGCUCAACAUUGCCUUACUAAACCUGGGGAGUUCCGACCCUAGUCUGAGGUCAGCAGCAUACAACCUCCUGUGUGCCUUAACUGGCACUUUUAACCUCAAGAUUGAAGGGCAGCUUUUGGAGACAUCUGGCUUAUGCAUCCCAGCCAACAACACCCUUUUUAUUGUGUCUAUAAGUAAGACACUAGCAGCCAACGAACCUCACCUCACCCUGGAGUUUCUGGAAGAGUGCAUCUCUGGAUUCAGCAAGUCAAGUAUUGAACUGAAGCACCUGUGUCUUGAGUACAUGACUCCUUGGUUGCGCAACCUGGUACGCUUCUGUAAGCACAAUGAUGACGCCAAACGACAGCGUGUCACUGCCAUUCUAGACAAGUUGAUCACCAUGACCAUCAAUGAGAAGCAGAUGUACCCCUCAAUUCAGGCUAAGAUAUGGGGCAGCCUGGGACAGAUAUCAGACCUGCUUGAUGUGGUGUUGGAUAGUUUCAUAAAGACCAGUGCUACUGGCGGCCUGGGAUCCAUCAAAGCAGAAGUAAUGGCAGAUACAGCUGUGGCUCUGGCUUCAGGAAAUGUCAAACUGGUAUCCAGCAAGGUAAUUGGCCGCAUGUGUAAAAUCAUUGAUAAGACAUGCCUGUCUCCCACUCCUACGCUGGAGCAACACCUGAUGUGGGAUGACAUUGCCAUCUUGGCCCGCUACAUGCUUAUGCUUUCCUUUAAUAACUCUCUGGACGUGGCGGCUCACCUGCCAUACCUCUUUCAUGUGGUCACCCUGCUUGUGGCUACGGGACCCCUCUCCCUCAGAGCCUCCACCCAUGGCCUGGUCAUCAACAUCAUCCACUCACUGUGUACUUGUUCCCAGCUCAAUUUCAGUGAAGAGACUAAACAGGUGCUGCGGCUGAGCCUGACAGAAUUUUCACUGCCCAAGUUCUACCUUCUGUUCGGCAUCAGUAAGGUAAAGUCAGCGGCGGUUAUAGCUUUCCGCUCCAGCUACAGAGAUCGCUCCUUCUCCCCAGGCUCCUAUGAGCGAGAGACUUUCGCCCUGUCCUCUCUGGAGACAGUCACUGAAGCCCUGCUGGAGAUCAUGGAGGCUUGUAUGAGGGACAUUCCUGGAUGCAAGUGGCUAGACCAGUGGACAGAGUUAGCUCAAAAGUUUGCUUUCCAGUAUAACCCGUCUCUUCAACCACGGGCGCUGGUGGUGUUUGGCUGCAUCAGUAAGCGUGUGACUCAUGGCCAAAUCAAACAGAUCAUCCGUAUCCUCAGCAAAGCCAGUCCCCUUCUAAGUAUUGACCGGGGACUGGAGAGCUGCUUAAAGGGACCAGAUAAUUACAACAGCCAAGUUCUCAUUGAGGCAACAGUCAUCGCACUCACCAAACUACAGCCCCUCCUCAUCCAGGACUCUCCCAUGCACAAGGCUCUGUUUUGGGUGGCAGUAGCAGUGCUGCAGCUGGAUGAGGUGAAUUUGUACUCUGCUGGGACUGCAUUGCUGGAGCAGAACCUGCACACACUAGACAGUCUACGGGUUUUUAAUGACAAGAGUCCUGAGGAGGUGUUUAUGGAAAUUCGGAAGCCUCUAGAAUGGGACUGUAAACAAAUGGACCAUUUUGUAGGCCUCAACUUUAACUCCAACUUCAAUUUUGCACUAGUGGGACAUCUGCUGAAAGGUUAUAGACACCCAUCCUCUGCCACAGUGGCCAGGACCGUUCGUAUCCUUCACACACUUCUGGGCCUGGUGGGCAAACACCGCAACUGUGACAAGUUUGAGGUGAACACUCAGAGUGUGGCCUACUUGGCUGCUCUUCUCACGGUCUCAGAGGAGGUGCGCAGCCGCUGCAGUCUCAAGCACAGAAAGUCUUUGUUGCUCUCAGAUGUUACCAUGGAGAAUUUCCCUGUGGACACGUACUCAGUUUAUCACCCUGAGCCUGGCUGCAGGCCACUGAAGGAAAGUCAGCCAUGGACCUCACCCAAAGUAUCAGAGCGCUACCUGGCAGCAUACUAUCCCACAGUGGGUCAAACCAGCCCCCGCACACGCAAGUCCAUGAGUGUGGAUAUGGGGCAGCCCUCACAGGCUAAUGCCAAAAAACUACUGGGCACCCGGAAGAGUUUUGACCAUUUAAUAUCUGACUCCAAAGCACCAAAGAGACCUGAGAUGGAAUCAGGCAUCACCACUCCUCCAAAGAUAAGACGAGUGGCUGAGAAUGAUUACGAUAUUGAAACUCAGAGAAUAGCCAACUCCCACUUGCGCAAGGUCUCUGUGUCAGAAUCCAAUGUGUUGCUGGAUGAAGAAGUCCUCACUGACCCCAAGAUUCAGACCCUGCUUCUCACUGUGCUGGCCACUCAAGUGAAAUACACCACAGAUGAGUUCCACCAGAGGAUCUUAUACGAGUAUCUGGCUGAAGCCAGUGUGGUCUUCCCAAAAGUGUUUCCAGUAGUGUACAAUCUGCUGGACUCCAAGAUCAGCACCCUGCUGUCCAUGUGCCAGGACCCCAACCUCCUGAAUCCUGUUCAUGGUAUUGUCCAGAGUGUGGUCUACCACGAGGAAUCGCCCCCUCAGUAUCAGCCCUCCUGCCUUCAGAGCUUCGGUUUUAAUGGACUGUGGAGAUUUGCCGGACCCUUCUCUAAGCAAACCCAGAUUCCAGAUUAUGCUGAACUGGUGGUGAAGUUCCUGGACGCUUUGAUUGACACCUACCUUCCAGGUAUUGAAGAGGAGGGAGGGGAGGAGUCCCAGCGAACACCCACCUCACCAUACCCCCCCAGUGUUCAGAGCCAGCUCAGCAUCACAGCCAACCUCAACCUCUCCAACUCCAUGACCUCACUGGCAACCUCACAGCACUCGCCAGAGGGCCCUAUAGUUUAUAGACGCUCCCCGACUAUGUCUCAUGCCAGGACAACAGAAGAGAUGCCACCGAAAACCGCUGCCUCUCUGCCUUGCUCUAAGUCGGCUGUGUUUCCACCACACCUCGUCCUCCCAGGUAUUGAUAAGGAGAAUGUGGAGCUGUCCCCUACCUCCAGCCUAUGCAGUGGUGGCCGAGCACGUCACGGUUCAGCCAGUCAGGUGCAGAAACAGCGCAGUGCUGGCAGCUUCAAACGCACCAGUAUCAAGAAGAUUGUCUGAAAAUGCUCUGAGACCACAUUUGGUAUGCACGAGGCUGCAUUAAUUACCUUUCUACAUUAACAGUUUCUGUUGCUAUGUUGACCAGUCUAAGAAGGUUCCUGAGUAGAAGAACCGCUUACGUUUGAGCUUUUGUUUGUUGCGGAAGCCUGGAGAGAAAGAACAAUGUUUACCUGUAUGUUUGCAUGUGGAGGAUAAAGAUCUAAGAGACUGAGUUGAGCACUGAACCUCUCGGCACUAAAGUUCAGAAUUGGCCGUCUUGAGGUGCUUUUGACGGAUGCAUGAAGAGAAGACGUGGUAAAUUUGCACAUUUCUCUGCAGCUCACCACAUCCUUUUUCUCCCGCAAAGUCAGGGGAGCCUGAGGGAGCCCACAUGAGUCUGAAGACACUUUCUGCUAUUUUAAUCUUCAGCAUCAGCAGGAGAUUAUACAGACUGUAGAACAAGCCACCAGCUUGCCCUUGAAAGUUCUCUACGUUUUUUGAGAUUGAAUGCUGAAGGCCUGCGACAGUAAGGUCUCGAAAAACCUCAAAACCAGGGACUUGCGUUAAAGCAACCACUACGCCUGACCAAAACUGACUGUGGAGAAAGACAGCCUCAAAGUGUUUGGCAGGAUCCAUUUGUCCUGAGAAUAGAUGAGUGAAUCAGCAGGUCCUUAGAGAACCUGAUAUCCACAGGCUUGCCGUCUAGACUGGCAAUCGGAUGUCAUUCUGAUGCUAAGCAGAUGUGUAUAUAUGGAACCGAUGUGGACGAAGAGGACAAGGAUGAUGAUGAUGAUGAUGAUGAUGAUGAUGAUCACACAUUUUGGGUUGCUGUUUAGUCCAUUGUGUGCCUUUGUCAGGAUUAUCAGCUGUGUAUAUUUUGUAAGAUAAGCUGAGGAAGGGAAAAACAGGUACUAAUUAUAGAGAAGUGUUCUUCACAUAUACAUAUGUCCAUACAUUGCUGCACUGUAAAGAGGAAAAAAGUAUCAUAUGAUCUUCAAAUAUAUAUGCAUCAUUACUUGCUGCAUUUACUGUAGAUAUUUAUUCUGUGGAGGUAGAUAACUCAAUCAAAUGACAGUAUCUCUUAAUCACUGUUCUCCUAUAACCAUUAAUCAUUCAAGUGAUAUUACCAAGAAUACUGACUGAGAAUAGAGUGCUUAUGUGGUCAGAUUCCUAUAGAGACAAUAAUGACACUUGAGAGCUUUUGGGGAUUCAGACAUGAACAGAGCUGUAAUCGGCCACCGGUAACUUAAAAUGAUUUUAGUUUCAAUGCAAAUAUAUAGUAUUUUGUCUGUCUUAUGUGUUUAAAGGGCAUAAGUAAAGAGAGAAAGGGAGAUGAGGUGAUGUUUAUAUGCUCAAUUACUGGCACCCUUUCAGAAUGAAGUGCUACUCUAUCUACUAAUCCCAAUGAGUGGCACAAAGCGCACAGCAAAGCCAUCAGUGCCAGCCCCCCAAACCCCAGGAUAUCAAGAGGGAGGCAUGGUGACAUUGCACCAAAGGAUAGAUCACAAAAAGAGAAGAGGAUGGUUUGUUUUCCUUUGUGACUGUCUGUAGAUCAUGUUCAUAACAAUGUCUCACUUAAGUUUUUCUUUAUUUGUUCAUUUCAGGCCAUUGUAAGCAAGGGUUUGGCUUAAAUGUAUGUUGCAUGCUUAUUCAUGUCCCUCCCCACUAUGGAUAUAUGACAAAUGUAUCGUUUUACUUACAUUUUCAACAAAAUACCACUACAAUGUACAACUCAACAUAAUGCUCAUGACCUGUGGCAGUUUGCUGAUGUGCAAUAUUCUCUAGUGUUCAUACAUGCCCCUUCUUUUUUUUUUUCCUGGAGAAAAGGUGAAAAUCAUUGCUAUACACUAUCGUACCUUGGAUACUGUUUCUUAGACUUUAUUUCUCUAGUUAGGUAUUUUCUUUCCUCACUGACACUGUUUUUUUAAAGGGAAACUAGCACUACAAAAGGGUACCUACCAAAUGCAUGAAGCAUUACCCACUUCUUAUUUAAGGAAACCAAAGUCUGUUAUCUGUUUACAAUCGGUUGUAAUUUAGUUUUUUCUUCUUUUUUUUUUCCCCCUCAACCACUAUACCUAUAUAUUUUGAACCACUGUAUCUGCUAAGCAUUAAUUGCCUUAAAUGGUUUGCCUCUGUAAUUUCUGUGUUGUCCAGAUAUAAAUAACAGUGCCUCAUGCUUUGCUUUUGGAAUUGGGACCAAACCUGUCCAGCAUUUCCAUGGUCUGUUCUUCUUUGGCUUGUUUAUGCUGAUUUGUAUUUUUUUGUAUUUUUUUUAUGUUGUGUUUUUUCCAUUGUCUAAACCAUGUAGCUUCAGAAUGUUUUAUGUUGUUAUAUGUAACCCCGUUGUCUAUAUAUAAUUAGUCAUUUUAAGGGUGCAAGGGUGUCUGUACUUUCAGCUGAUGACUAUGCAGAGGCAGUUUGGGAAAAUGUAAGCAUUAUUAUCUGCUACCUUAAAUAUUCUAACAGGGCAAUUUAUAAAGUUUUUAAUUCAAGUUAGAAGCAUUUUAACACCUGCAUUCCACGCAAAGGACUGAUGGGUUUCAGCUAACCAAAUCGAUAAUCUCUCUCUGUCUCUAUCAGUUAUGCAUUCACUAAUCCCAGACAUUGACUUGAUGGUACACAGCUGAAUUUAACUGCAUAAAGUUCUCAGGAUAUAUAGAAGCCUAAUCUGUAAAGCUAUAGAUGCAGGUACGAUGUAGGUGACUGCCUGCGCUGCAGUUUAGUGGAAGCAUGCUUGCCCUUCAGCCUUUUGAAAUGUGUAUGAACUAUGACGCAAGAUAACGUCUUGCUCAUUUUUCAUCGCAGUAUGUGGUUAAGAAACACUGCGUACAUUGAAAAUAAGUAAUGAUGUGUAUUAUGUAAUGCAAAGCUGUGUUGAUUUGAAGCAUUUGCCACAUUUUAAUUGCACCAGUCAUCUGUAAACAGCACAUUUGUCAUUUGUACAUAUUUUUGUGUAAAAUUGGAAGUUAUAUGAUUGUAAAUAUGACAUUGUAUUGCUUUUUUUGUAAAGCAGUUAGUUGCUGUACAUGUAUAACAUGGCAAUUUAAUUAUACCUGUGUUCAUAAUAAAAGUUGUCCACUACCCUGUCA